CCUUUGUGAAUAAGUACUAUACGACGUAUGAGUAACUUUUUUAAUAUUUUAAGUGCGCGAUUUGAGUCAACUUUUUGUGUCAAUUUUGUCCGUUACAUGUACGUCUUCCCGCAGAACACCCUUUACGGAUAAAGACUUGUUAUCACGCUUAAAUAGUCAGUUGACCAUAAAGCGAUCAUGGGAGGAAUCAAACAGGAGCAGAGUGAUGCAUCACAGCAGCCUAAAGCUUCUCAUUCAGUUGACCAACCACAAGAUGAGCCAAAGAAGAGAGGCUGGCCGAAGGGAAAGAAAAGAAAAAAGGUUUUACCUAAUGGUCCUAAGGCACCAGUAACGGGAUACGUACGCUUUCUCAAUGAACGUCGAGAACUUAUGAGGGCCCGAUAUCCAGAUUUACCUUUUCCAGAAAUCACCAAGAGACUUGGAGCAGAGUGGACACGAUUAGCCCCAAAUGACAAACAGCGCUAUCUUGAUGAAGCUGAGAGAGAGAAGAUGCAGUACGCCCAGGAACUGAAGGAAUAUCAGCAGACUGAGGCCUAUCAGAUCAGCAGUGCCAAAAUACAUGACAAAAGGAUCAAAAAAGAAGACACUCCAUCUGUCAUUGUCAGCUCUAGCUCAGGGCCAUCAUUCACAAAGGCUGCUGACCUUCCAAGUAGAUUUGACAUUCCUAUAUUCACAGAGGAAUUCCUCGAUCAGAACAAAGCUCGAGAGGCUGAGCUGCGACGGCUUCGGAAGGCCAACAUAGAGUUUGAAGAACAAAAUGCAGUGCUGCAGCGGCACAUUAAAGACAUGAACAACGCUAAAGAACGUCUGGAGGCUGAACUGGGGCAGGACGAGAAGCGCACCCAGGCUCUUCACCAGCACCUGCUGACCAUAAAACGCACAUUGGUCAACAGUUUGUCAUCAGUGCCACUCCCAGGCACAGGUGAGACGGCAUCUGUUGGAAACCUUGAUUCGUACCUGAGUCGUCUCAAUGGAGUGCUUGAGGGAAACCCCCAUAAACACCGUGCCCUGCUCAACCAGCUUUGCGAGGUCCUUUCUCAUAUUGACAGUGAGAAGUUAUGAGGAGACUCCAGUCCGUGACUCGCAUGCUCACACAUCGUAGGGACACCUGACAUGCUGGGUGAUAUUGGCAGAGGUCGUUGCCGUUCAGCAGAGCAUGUCGGUGUGUUAAGAUCAGCAAAGAGGAGAGCACAAACACUUCACAACAACACACAGUUCAUGUCUACACAUCUGUUUUGUUUAUAUAUUUUUUUUUUGUUUUAUUGAUAUGUGUAAGUUGUAGAAUAUGUUUACCCCUUUAGAUGUUUUAUUGUAAAUUACAUUUAGUUUAAAUGUGAUUCACUUUAUUAGCAUGGAUUGUUUUUACAGUUCAAGAAUUACAUCAAAUAUAAUUUUGUAUUCUCUUCUGAACUUACCUAGUUAGGUACAUUCAGAUUGACCCCAAUCAUAUUGUGCAGCUUUAUGCUCACAGUUGUCCACAGGUUCAAUACUGUUAGUUUUACAGUGAAUGCUACUUGAUGUGAGUGGGGCUGGACUGUAAUACAAUUAGUAAUGUGUAAGGGGACAAAAACAAAAUGUAAAGGAGUUAAGAUUAAAUGUUGCAAAAUAAAAUGCUUGAAUUGUUAUUGAUGUUGCCAGACUGGGGGGAUAAUGAGUUGUUUCACAUGUUUUCAGAACUUUUUUUCUUUUUUGCUUUUGCAGUAUGUUUGAAUUUUUACAAAUGUUCAUUAAACCAUGUGGAACAAACUGUUUCCAACCAAACA
This is a messenger RNA of Melanotaenia boesemani (Boeseman's rainbowfish), 1763 nucleotides long. RefSeq names its product high mobility group 20B (gene hmg20b). The transcript is spliced from 9 exons. Gene Ontology annotation, cellular component: nucleus. The record is from RefSeq and is a predicted model, not a curated record. Gene Ontology annotation, biological process: regulation of gene expression. The coding region runs from base 178 to 1062 and encodes 294 amino acids. Lineage: Eukaryota; Metazoa; Chordata; Actinopteri; Atheriniformes; Melanotaeniidae.